Messenger RNA from Clarias gariepinus (North African catfish), 2605 nucleotides. It is a transcript of the gene scrt1b, whose product is annotated as scratch family zinc finger 1b. Lineage: Eukaryota; Metazoa; Chordata; Actinopteri; Siluriformes; Clariidae. The transcript has 2 exons. Gene Ontology annotation, molecular function: DNA-binding transcription factor activity, RNA polymerase II-specific; RNA polymerase II cis-regulatory region sequence-specific DNA binding. Gene Ontology annotation, biological process: regulation of DNA-templated transcription. The record is from RefSeq and is a predicted model, not a curated record. Bases 400 to 1212 code for a protein of 270 amino acids.
AGGAAGGGAGGAAGGAAGGAAGGAGGUAACGGACACUACAGAUUUAUACCCUCCCUUCAGCAAGACCCGGGAAUCGCUUCACUUUUGCACUUCGAUUUUGUAAAACCGACUGUGUGUGUUGUUUAGGAGGAGUCGCAUUUCGCUCGAGCGGUAAAACACCAGCGGCCCCGGCGGACGCGCGCGCACACACACACACACACACACACACACAGAAAGAAAGAGAGAGACUUCAACCGAGGACGCGUCUUCCUCUUGUUCCUUUCUGACUGUCCGGUUUGGGUACAGGAUUUUUCAAGUGCCCCCGUUUCCUCUUCUGUUCUGGAUAAACUGAGAGAAGCGACAGCGUAGUGGAAGGGUGUGUGUGUGUGUGUGUGCGUGUGUGUGCCGCGCGCUCUAAACAUGCCAAGGUCUUUCCUGGUAAAGAAGGUGAAGCUUGAUGAUUUCUCAUGCGCAGAGCUGGAGAGUGCCUAUGGCAGGUCAAGAUCUGACCUGAACCUGCGGAUCCACGACAAAGGUUACAUUAGGGACUACAUUACCCCAGCGGUGUAUGAUGCAGAGACUGAUGGCGCCGUUAAGGUUCCCUCUCCGGAACCCCUGUAUGAUGGCGCUCACAGUGAUUACCAGGCGGACAGUCCGCGCUCGGACACCACGGGCGGCUCGAUCAACGGCGACGCAGCAGUGAGUGGCGGCUACACGGCGCACGCCUUCUUCAUUACAGACGGCCGCUCACGGCGCAGAGCGUCCGGAGGAGCGCGCAGUCCGCCUCGCCACACGUGCACCGAGUGCGGCAAGUCGUACGCCACGUCGUCGAACCUGAGCCGCCACAAGCAGACGCACCGCAGCCUAGACAGCAAGAUGGCAAAGAAGUGCCCGACCUGCGGCAAGGUGUACGUGUCCAUGCCGGCCAUGGCCAUGCACGUCCUCACGCACGACCUACGGCACAAGUGCGAUGUUUGCGGCAAAGCGUUCAGCCGUCCCUGGCUGCUGCAGGGCCACAUGCGCUCUCACACGGGGGAGAAGCCUUUCGGCUGCGCGCACUGCGGGAAGGCGUUCGCCGAUCGCUCCAACCUGCGCGCGCACAUGCAGACGCACUCGGCCUUCAAACACUUCAAGUGCGCGCGCUGCAGCAAGACGUUCGCGCUCAAGUCGUACCUGAACAAACACUACGAGUCGGCGUGCUUCAAGGGCGCACUUUCGCCGCUCCAGGCGUGACUUCGGCGGAGCAAAGCCUUGGCUCUUCUAGACGCUUUUGACCCUAAGGGAAUACUGAGGCUUGGUGUGCUGUUCAGAGUACAGUGCUGAGAGAGAGAGAGAGAGAGAGAGCAGCGAGGAAGAGUUACUGCACACUGAAGGUUUGAGUGACAAAAUGCUGUUCAAUAACUUUUUUUCACAUCACUUGAUAUUAUUAUACUGCUGCAAGUGACCCCGCGAUGGAUGGAUUUAAUUUUUAUUUAUUUAUUUAUUUAUUUAUUUAUUUAUCUAUCUAUUUAUUUAUUUAUUUACUUAUUUGUAUAUUAUUCUUAGACUCGAUUCUUCUUUUCUUCCGAUGAAGGGCAAAGUGUUUACUUCUCAUCAUGUUUUGCACUUUCAUUUACUUAUUUGCCAGUUUUAUUAACAUGCCAAAGCAUUCAAAUUCAGUCACAAUUUGAUUUUUAGAAAAUUCUAAUUCUUUGAUUUCAUAUGCCUAUGUAAUGCAUGCAAAAAGAAAAAGAAUCUAUGCCAAUGUCAUAACACUUAGGCUUAUCAUUUUGCCAAAACCUAGGUAGUAUCAAUGGGCAAUAUUUUGGGGAUUCUCAUAAGGAUAUAUACAGCAAUAAUCAUGUAAUGCAUGGUAUUUUUGAACUGUUGCCUAUAGCAGCUUUUCUAAAAAAAAAAAAAUGAAAAAAAUCAGGUAUGUUUUGAUCUCCUAAUAAACAGAAAAAAAUACAACAUCAGGGAAAAUGCCAGUGUAGUGUUAGAGAGUCGUCAAGACUUAAAAACAAAAGUAUAAAUUUCCUUUGCUCUGCUGUUAUGCACUGCCUGCCUCUAAUUUAAACGUAGUUUUAGGAUGUAGGCUUGAAGUGCUGUAACUCUGCUCUAAGCAGUUCAGUAUCAUUCUUCAAAUCUCUGGAACACCUAGUUUGGGGGUGGCGUAGGGGAGGGACAGAAUGGAGCUUCCACAGUUAGCUCAAAAGAAUGAAGAAGAUUGCCAGGAGCAGGGAAGAUGAACCUUUUGCACAGCUGGUCUGUAAUCCACUUCUACUGCAGUUCAGACUUUAAUUGCUUUAAGAUUCCUGCAUUUCUCCAGUCUAGGUGUCCCUCAGAUUUCUGCUAAAAGCACUUCCUAUUCUUAAAAGUAGCACAAAACCCUAGAUUCAGGUAGAAAUUACUAUACUAGUUUGACCUUCGUUUUUGUAUCAUAAAUGAAGAAUAUCUGAGAUGCUCAGUUUAAGAGGUGAUGUAGCCUAUGUGUAAAAACUUAUUUGAAGAAAAAAAAAAAAACUUUUUACAACUGAUUAAUCUGAUGACUCCUGAUCAGGGGAACUCUGAAUGAAAUAGAUCUAACAUGUACUGCGAUUUUGGAGCCAGUCUUCAACUGAUGUAAAAGCACAAGGCACCAGGAAUU